GACGUUAUUAUCUUCCAAUAGAUGACCGUGUUUGGAAGUAUUCGUUCCCACCCCUUCAGUAAUUGCCAGAGAGUUACUUGAUGGCGACAUGUUUGUGUUUACAGUCCAGCUAGACAUGGUGUAAUAUGUUGUGGUGAGUUUAGACUGAACGAGUAGAGGAACCACAGAUGGAUGCUAAUAGAAUGGAGGACUCAUUUGAUCAUCUGAAGGCUCUGCCCUCCUCACGUGACUGUCCCCCCACUCCCAUGGAGUAUGAUGACCUGCCAGAGCUGCAGGAGUUGGACGAGAGCCCGUCCUCUCCAGUCCUGUUCCAUGUGGGGGCUGGUGUGUCCCGUCAGGAGUGUAUAGCUGGUUCCCCUCAUACCAACUGGCUGACUGAGCUGGCUAUCAUCGCUACCAGCCCUCAGAGCCCCCUGCUGCAGGAAGCUGCUCCCAUCGAGAGGUCAUCUCCUCUGCACAUCUUUUCCACCAAUCGUAGUUUACAUUCCUACGCCCGUCCCCCCCUGGCCAGCAGUGCACCCAGCCCCUCUAGAGGUCACCUCAGGGAACGCAGCAGACGUGUCAGGGCCAGCAGUGAGUCAGAGUCUGGUAUUUUCUCUAUGGCCUCCUUCUCUGAUGAUGAGGACAUGGGCUGGUCACACUCCUGGCCUUCUACAGCCUGGCACUGCUUCCUGAAAGGCACCCGCCUUCGGUUCCACAGGGGCCUUAACAAGGAGUGGCAGGAGGCUGAAGACCUCGGGGACUCCGAUGACGAGUCAGAUGAUGAGAGAAUGACGCCGUUCACCUCCCUCAAGAGCUAUGGUUCUGAAGGUCUGAAGUUAGUAGCCCACGAGGACAAUGUGUCCUACGGCCAGGCCGUCCUCAAACUCACCUUUGACCCCGGCUCGCCAGAAGAAGGCCUGUUAACGGCAGAGUGCAGAUUUGAUCACCCCUUCUUUGUGAAAAACAAAGGUUGGUCCUCGUUCUACCCCAGCCUGACGGUGGUACAGCAUGGUAUCCCCUGCUAUGAGAUUCAGGUUGGGGACCUGUGUCUUCCCCCGGGACACAGGGACACCAUCAACUGUGAUGACUCUGAUGUCUUGGACACCUUCAGGAGUUAUGAUUUCACUCCUCUGGACUCGUCAGCUGUGUAUGUUCUGAGCAGCAUGGCCAGACAGCGUAGGACCUCCCAGUCCAGUAGUGGCGCUGUCUCCCCCGACCCAGAGAAACUCUCCGUCUCCCCCCAAUCCUCCUCUGCCAGCAAAUCAAACAGGAGCAAUACCUCAGGGACGGCCCCCGGCGGGGCCACACCCACCAAAUGCAAACGGCCAAUGAACGCCUUCAUGCUCUUCGCUAAGAAGUACAGGAUGGAGUACACACAGAUGUACCCUGGGAAGGAUAACAGAGCCAUCAGCGUGAUCCUGGGUGAGAAGUGGAAGAAGAUGAAGAACGAGGAGAGGAGGAUGUACACCGUGGAGGCCAAGGCUCUGGCCGACGAGCAGAAGAGACUCAACCCUGACUGUUGGAAACGCAAGAGAACCAACUCAGGGUCCCAGCAACCCUAGAUGACCUAUGACCUCCAGACAUGUGUUUGGCGUGGAGAGGUCAGAGGUGAACUGACCGACCAAUCUGGCAAAGCCACUAUCUCUCUAGCCUGGUCCCAGAUCAGUUUUUGUUGUUGCUGUAUAUCCAGCUCCUAUGGUCAUUGGACCAUAAGAAGGCACAAAACAGAUCUGGAACCAGGCUAUUUACUAUCUUUCUUUCUGCUUACCUGUCAAAUCAAUGAGACACUUAACUGUGAUGUGGAAUACACUUGCUUUUAUAACCAUAUAGACAGGACUACACACAUUUUAAGACAAAACGACAACUAUGAACUAUAUAUUAAAAAGCAUCUAAUCUAGUGUAACUAACAGUGCUUAUAUUUUGUUAUAUUUUAAAUAACAUACAGAUAUGCCUUAUUAUUCCUUUAUAACUAAGGCUCAGUUAUAUAUUUGUUCAGGUAAUUUCAUAUUUCGAUGCUUGAAACCUUGAGAUCGGGGUCGGCAAAAUUCUGGUAACCUUUUUAAAAAAUUAAAAAAAGAUUCCCUGUAUUUCCAGAAUUCCUGGUUGGAAGAUUUCCAGAAUAUGCAUGAAAUCCAACAUACUCCAACCAGAAUUCCUGGAAAACCUGGGAAUUUUGCGAGUUACUGGAAUUACUGAACCCGACUUGAGACCCAGUGGUGCUAAGCUCGGUGAAGGAACAAGUAGCAGUGAUACAAAGUGUAUAUUUUUUUUGUAAAAAGAAAGAAAGGGAAUUUAAAAAUGCAUUUUCUCCUCUUCUCAGCUUGUUGUUCAUAUUGAUUACAGCUCCAUAUAUUGCACAGAUUGAAAAAGCCUUUCAUACAUUGUAUCAUAUUAGCUGUGAGCUUGAAGGGCAAUAUAAAGUUUGUUAUACAUAUUGCCCAUCUGUGGCCUGAUUUUCCCUGAAACACGGAGAGGGACAUUUUAAUUUUUUGUUUUGAAACGUUUUUGCGUUCUGGGUCCUAAUGAACAUGACCACAGAUACCCUGUUGUCUGAUUCAUGCUGUAGGGCUGACCCGAACCGUUCUGGCUUGGAUAUUUUAUUUUCACAUUGUCCUUUUCUAGCAUGGUUCAGUAGAGGAUGUGUAACCAGGCCGUCUCAGUAUGGAUCGGCUCGGCCCUGUAGUAGGAAUCAGCCAUUUGUUUGCCAAGCCACCUGGCCGUGUGCCGAUGAUGACUUAUAUUUGGGCACAUGGAGGUUUUGCACACUCAUCCGAACGGCACUUCAGGGCCAAGCGUUCACUGUAAGUGUUUUCAUUUCUUUUUGCACUUUAUAUACAUAUGUAGUCUUAUACAGUACAACCAUUUAAAUGUAUGCUAGUGGAAGCUAUGUGUAUAUGGAUUUAAUGACACGGUAGGUAUAUCUUGAUGACAUCUAUCGGUUUUCACUUUGACACAACCAUGGCCAAACUAUACAGGUCUAGCCUGAGUGCCAGUCGGUUUGUGCUCUGUGACAUGACAGUGAGUGAGUUGGCAAUAGAGUACAAACAGACUGGGACCCAGGCUAGUACAAGUCAUGUGAUGUUCUGCUUGCAGGUUGCCAUGGCGUUGAGUUUAUACAGGUUUGUUGUUGAUAAUGUACAGGUCCACGCCCCACCAAACUGUUGCACAAAAUAUCAUUGUAUUGUUAUAUCAUUAAUAAAAGUUUAAACUUGCAAUCUUA
This is a messenger RNA of Salvelinus namaycush (lake trout), 3202 nucleotides long. RefSeq names its product HMG box-containing protein 1-like. Gene Ontology annotation, cellular component: nucleus. NCBI's taxonomy places the organism in Eukaryota, Metazoa, Chordata, Actinopteri, Salmoniformes, Salmonidae. The transcript has 11 exons. Gene Ontology annotation, molecular function: DNA-binding transcription factor activity, RNA polymerase II-specific; protein binding; RNA binding. The coding region runs from base 168 to 1544 and encodes 458 amino acids. Gene Ontology annotation, biological process: regulation of transcription by RNA polymerase II. The record is from RefSeq and is a predicted model, not a curated record.